Messenger RNA from Fusarium verticillioides 7600, 465 nucleotides. RefSeq lists its product as hypothetical. The record is from RefSeq and is a predicted model, not a curated record. Bases 1 to 465 code for a protein of 154 amino acids. Lineage: Eukaryota; Fungi; Ascomycota; Sordariomycetes; Hypocreales; Nectriaceae. The transcript is spliced from 2 exons.
AUGGUUCGCUUCUUUUCCUCGAAGAAGGCAGUUGACUCCAAGGGCCAGGCCUGCGAGGCCGUUCCCAAGGAAGUUGAAGAGUCUGUUCGGGCCCUCGAAGAUUUCGAAAUCGAGCUCGACUACAUCGCUGACGACUAUGUCGAGAUCAUCGACCAUGCCGCCCCCAAGCGCCCUCGUGCUGUCUGGAAGGAUACCAAAGAGGUUGACAACCAAGGCUUCAUCAUCGUCAUGAAGGACACUGAGGUCAAGGCCAUCAUGAAGCAUACUAAGGGAAAGGCUAAGCUCACUGAAAACUCUAAUGAACCCACACUGCGCUUUGCGAUAAAUCACACGGCUGCUUAUUAUAAUGUUGUUAUUAUUCCAUCCCGUGUCGCUUACAAUGCCCUUGUUCAGGCAGUUCCUCGGAUGACACCGAAUCGUCAAUGCACCCAACAAGAGAGGUUUCACCAGCAGCCUUUUAAGUAA